Messenger RNA from Sclerotinia trifoliorum, 846 nucleotides. NCBI's taxonomy places the organism in Eukaryota, Fungi, Ascomycota, Leotiomycetes, Helotiales, Sclerotiniaceae. The record is from the annotation of a GenBank genome assembly.
AUGCCUUGGUCCGCACUCCCCAGCGAGAUUCGGUGCAUGAUCUGGGAAUACACAUUUUCAGAACCUCGCACUUUCAGCAUUGCGACAAACGAGAUGAAGGAUCCCAAUUACAAGCUCCCAGUUGCAUUACAAGUUAACUAUGAGUCCAGAUGCCACGUCAAAAGGAAAUUGCCACUUCUUUUCGAUGGUACCAACCUUGUUGGUUCUGAAAAUUGCCACUUCUUGUAUUUCAACCCAGGGGUCGAUACACUUUUCCUUAGUGAUAGCUCGGAUUUUGGCAUGUUCCAGUUUCUCAUUGGGCCAUGCUGGAACCAGAGAUGGAUUGAUUCCUUGGUUAGACUUCGAUUUCGAGUUCGUGGAGCACCCCGUCGUGUAGCUAUUGAAUAUCCCGAACCCAUUAAAGAAUGUGACAUAGUCACUUCACUUACAAUUUGCCAGGAUCUUGACAAAAUAGAUCAGUUAUUCUUCUUCCGGAAGCUUGAAAAGCUUACUAUAGACUAUGAUAGGUCUGUUAUAUGGCUUGGUCUGUGGACGCCAAGGGGCCACCAAACCCUUAACCAGCGUGCCCGCAUGAUAGAAAAUAGUUUGAUCAAUCAUGCAAAGAUUAUUUAUGGGCUUUUUCAAACGAGGAUCAACGCGGGAUUCAUUACCAAAAUACCAGAAAUCCUUUUUUUCCCGCUUUUCUCCGAUGUCCAAGACAUGGUCUCCGCUGGUUUCUCCACUCUCGAGUUCAGGAUGCCCGAAGGUUUUUGUCCAUCUGUCACAAUGAAUGAAUACGUCAAGGAUUUAGACUGCAUCAAAGCUUAUAACGAUGGCAUUAGUGUGCUUAGAAGGCCAAUAUGGUAG